This is a messenger RNA of Cygnus atratus (black swan), 2208 nucleotides long. RefSeq names its product solute carrier family 15 member 2 (gene SLC15A2). The record is from RefSeq and is a predicted model, not a curated record. Lineage: Eukaryota; Metazoa; Chordata; Aves; Anseriformes; Anatidae. Gene Ontology annotation, cellular component: membrane. Gene Ontology annotation, molecular function: dipeptide transmembrane transporter activity. Bases 1 to 2208 code for a protein of 735 amino acids. The transcript has 22 exons. Gene Ontology annotation, biological process: oligopeptide transport; transmembrane transport.
AUGGUGGGAGACAAGGCGAGAGGGGAGAUGAACGCUUUUCAGAGAAACGAAUCCAAGGAAACUUUGUUCACUUUUAUUUCUGCAGGAGAUGAUCCCCCCAAAGGAGAUUUCCCUGUUCAGAAAAAAUCCCCGAAACUCUGUGGUUCCAACUACCCCCUGAGCAUUGCCUUCAUCGUGGUGAACGAGUUCUGCGAGCGCUUCUCCUACUAUGGCAUGAGAGCUGUCCUGACGCUGUAUUUCAUAAGCUUCUUCCACUGGGAUGAGAAUCUCUCCACUGCUGUGUACCAUGCCUUUUCUGCUCUCUGUUAUUUCACACCUGUCAUUGGAGCCAUCAUGGCAGACUCGUGGCUGGGGAAAUACAAGACAAUCAUCUACCUCUCCAUUGUGUACGUGGUCGGCCAUCUGAUCAAGUCAGUGGGCGCAAUUCCAUCCCUGGGCAACCAGGCGGUUCACGUGGUCCUGUCUAUGGUUGGUCUGUUUUUGAUCGCCCUUGGAACGGGAGGUAUCAAGCCCUGUGUCUCUGCAUUUGGUGGGGACCAGUUUGAAGAGGAACAUACCUCGGAGAGAAGCAAGUUUUUUUCCGUCUUCUAUUUAUCCAUUAAUGCUGGAAGUUUGAUCUCCACGUUUGUAACUCCUGUAUUAAGAGGGGAUGUGAAAUGUUUUGGAGAGGAUUGUUAUGCACUGGCUUUUGGUGUCCCAGCAGCACUGAUGGUGUUGGCGCUUGUUGUGUUCAUUGCUGGAAGUGGGCUGUACAGAAAAAUGCCCCCACAAGGGAAUGUCUUACUUGAAGUGUGCAAAUGCAUUGGAUUUGCUAUUAAAAACAGGCUGAAAAACCGCUCCCAUCAUAUUCCAAAGAGAGAUCACUGGCUCGACUGGGCAUCAGAAAAGUACUCGAAACAGCUGAUUGGGGAGGUUAAAAUGGUGACACGCGUUCUCUUCCUCUUCAUACCACUGCCGAUGUUCUGGGCGCUGUUUGAUCAGCAGGGAUCCAGGUGGACUUUGCAAGCCACAAAGAUGAAUGCUGAUUUUGGAAUAUAUGUCCUUCAGCCUGACCAAAUGCAGUUCUUAAAUCCACUUCUUAUUCUUGUCUUCAUCCCAAUUUUUGACCUUGGGCUCUACCCUCUGAUAAGCAUGUGCAAAUUUAAUUUCACGCCUAUUAAGAAAAUGGCAACAGGUAUGAUCCUUGCAGGGAUGGCGUUUGGACUUGCAGCUAUUGUAGAAGUCAAAAUAAAUGAAACCGAUAUGCCUCAACUUGUCCCAAAAGAAAGUUUAAUUCAGGUCCUGAAUUUGGCAAAGAACCCUGUUCAAGUGACAAUCCAAGACCAGGACCUAUUUCAGCAGCCUGUGGAGGCUUUUCAGAACCCAGCUGAGUACUCAAAUUUGAUAUUGAACGGCGAGCAACAGAACCUUCACUUCGUCCUGCAACAUCAAGGAUUGUCUCUCACUUUUAACUACACUGCGAAGGAAAAAUCAGUAUACAGCUUAAUUGUUUUUGAGGCAGAAGGAAGCCUAUCAAGUCGCCUAAUUACAGACUUGAAAGCAAAGCCAGAAAAUGGUUUGGCAGCUGUUAGAUUCAUUAAUGGUUUGAGCCAAGAUGUCAACCUCACCAUUGACAGCAAACAGUUUGUUGCUGUUCAGAAAAACUACGGUGUUUCUGAGUACUUGCUGCUAGAGAGGGACAAAUACAACGAUGGAAAAUGCAUAACUGAAAUGGGGGAAUUCACCCUGGACCUUGGGCUGCUUGACUUUGGCGCAUCGUACACUGUUGUGGUAACUAAUGUUUCUGGAGAUGCUGUUAAGACAUGGAAGUCAGAAGACAUCAAAGCCAAUAGUGUCCAUAUGGCUUGGCAGUUACCACAAUACUUACUAAUAUCUGCUGGAGAAGUGAUGUUCUCCAUUACGGGUCUGGCCUUCUCCUAUUCCCAGUCUCCAGCCAGCAUGAAGUCGGUGCUGCAGGCAGGUUGGCUGCUCACGGUGGCUGUUGGGAAUACCCUUGUGCUCGUCGUUGCCCAGGCUGCACCAAUGGCACAGUGGGCUGAAUUUGUCUUGUUCACUGUUCUACUCUUUGCCGUGUGCAUUAUUUUCUCCAUCAUGGGAUAUUUCUAUGUCAGUGUGGAUCCAGAGGACCUACAAGAAAAGGAAGAGAAGACAGAGACCCCAAGCAGAGGAAACAUGAUUAGUCUCGUUACUCAGAAAACAAAGCUCUAA